AUGCUUCGAGAUUCUGGGCCAGAACAAAGCCCUGAGGGGUUGGAAAUGGGUGUCGCCCAGCACGGGCCCCAGGGCCUGGACUGGGAGGCGGGACCUCCAGCUCCAACUGUGGACAAAUUGCCCAACUUUGCUCAGAUUUCUCUCCACCUGGCGAGGGUCUCUGACCAGGGGCGCUUUCAGCUCUUACAUCGAGCGGCCCCUGGGCAGGUGCGCAGAGGAGUGCCUGCUGGAGCCCAUCAGCCAUGCAGGGAGCCUAUGGAAGAUGCUCCCACCGUGGCCCCAACACCUUCCCCCGCUCCUCUGACGGGACACCCUCUACCCCGGACCUCCUCAGUUUCUGUUCAUGCACACUCCUCCCUGAGUACUUCCUGGCCAUCGGAGCCUUUCCUUCCCCCAGAUGGCUUUUCACACCAGCCACUUGCUCUUCCCCCUUCCCCACCAUGGCUCCCUCCUUCAGAAGCCUGCCCUCCGCCUCUGACAGCCUCCUUGGCCCUGGAGCAGCCAGCCUCUCCUCUGACUCUCCCUCAGUGUGACUCAACGGCACCCCCACUGCACCCCGUCCCACAGAGCUCGUCUCCACACACCCCUUGGUUAGCUUCUUCUGUCCCAGCCAUCUCGGGCCUGGGCCGCUCAAGCUGUCCCAUCUCAGCCCUGUCCUGGUGGCAGGCGGCUCCCAAAACCUGGACCCUCUCCACCUCCACACGCUUGGAGUCCCAUCAAGAGCCUCUGGCCCACCGCCUACCAGAGGCCUUGUUCUGGGGAGACCCCGCACACAGACAGGGAGAGACUGGAAUCCCCCCUUUCAUCAACCUUGACAUCCAGAAGCUUCUGGAGAUACUAAUCGCCAAGAAAACAGAUCUGAAGACCCAGAAGGAGAAGGAAGAGAAGGAAGAAUCAGACCGCCACCUGACCUCUUUUGGGAGAAUGUUCAAGUCGCCAGGUGACAAGCAGGACACCAUGGGUGACCAACACUUCUGGAGCUUGAGAGGCAAACCAAAACAGCCGCUCAGUCCUGAGAAGCCCCCACAUCCCAAGACUUCGGGGGACAAUUUACAGCAGAAAUGCAACCAGCUCUUCUGGGGUCUCCCCUUUCUGCACAGUGAGUCCCUGGUGGCCACUGUCGGCGCUCAGCCCCAGCACCUGCUUCUGGAUCAGUCCCAGCCCCAGCCCCUCCCUCAGGCUCAGCCCCAGCACCUGCCUCUGGCUCAGCCCCAGCAGCUGCUUCUGGAUCAGUCCCAGCCCCAGCCCCUCCCUCGGGCUCAGCCCCAGCGCCUGCCUCUGGAUCAGCCCCAGCCCCAGGCCCACUUUGCACCCUCUGUCCCAAUCGGACCAUCUUCUCUUCCACCUGAGAUGGGGACCUAUGAGGUAUCUUGCCCUGAAUCCCAGAAGACACCAUCUUUCACCUCAAAUGCAAUUCAAAACCUGGAAUGUCACUUUUUGAAGAAGCAACUAGAAAGGGGCAGGACCUUACCUGCUGUGGUGAAAAGAUCUCAGGAAGUCUUUAGCCAAGGUUCUCCCGACCUUCCACAGGAUGGCCAGGACCCCCAGGGCCAUGGGUCAGUCUCUGUCCUUCCCAGGGACUUGAUCAACCCUGAGCUCCGGAAGCAACUGGAGUGGCACCUUUGGAAGAAGUUCAUGAAGCACCAAAGUGGCCUGUCCCGCAGGAUCCAGCUAUCUGUGAAGCGGUUACAGCCUCACAGAGAGUUCCAGAAGGUGCCACAGGCAAUCAGCCGGCACAGGCCCGCGUCUGAGUCUGACUCUACAGACGGAAGCUGCCAGGCUACACCGAGGACUGGGUCCAGGUACCCAGCAAGGACCAUGCCCAGGAAAAGCCUGGACAAGGAUUCAAGCUCUACUGCAGGGAGGAUCCGGAAAGAUCUACACAGGGGCUCGGCGAGCUCUCCAGGUAAGGCUCCAGGAAUAAAUUCUGAGGAGUCAGACACAGACUUGAAACCUGCAACAAGCAGUGCAGACAAGAAGCACCCAGAGAAGGUCCUAAGAGCCCAUUUGGGCAGGAAGUUGGGACAGAUCAGAGAAGGUCAGAUCCCUGCGGAUGUUCAUCGUUCCAGGCUCGCUGCCCACCAUGCCUUGGACCUUCUCAGAAAGCCAAGCACUCACAGGAAAACUGGAAAGCCAGCAUUUUCCGAGGGUUGGGAACCCUACAGGACCACCUCCCACAAUUUUUCCAUCCUCAGUCCGUACACUCAACGGAUGCUGGAAGCACAUAUUACAAGGUUUCGGGUGAAGCACAGGUGGAGCCUACCCCUCAAGGUCCUCAAGCCUAUAAAUCUCUUUAAGUUGAAAAAGAGCUUCUUUCCCCGGUCCUCUACUACCCGCUUAGCCACCUGUGUAUCUAAGGCAUGCCCCAAAACCGAGUUCUUGGGAAAACCUCCUCGGCCCCAUCAAGGAGAGGAGGCGGUAGAAGAGUCUUAUCCCAGCUUGGGGCGUCCUCUCCCUGCUCCCCAGCCUACAUGUGAGGAAACCCAGCAGGCCCUGCAAGGGACCCCACCACGUGAUGGCCGUGGGCCCUCGGAGGCCCCUCUGGCUGGACAGGAGGCCAGGUCACCUUCUCAGACCCUCCCAUACCGCUUUGUGGGCAGAAUCUGGCACAGGGAACCUGCCUCAGGGACUCUUAUGAAUAGCAGCCUGGAGUCAAGUCCAAGUCCAGCAACGGCCACGAGUGAGCCAAGGGAGAGUGGGGGUCAGGCCUCACAAGACUCCUGCUAUAGCAUAAAAGUGCUAGAGCUCAACUUAGAGUCCCAGUAUUUGAGUGCCAAAGAGUCCAGGGAGGCGGGGGAGGUCGAGGAGGCCCCUGCUUGGGGAGUCACCUUGGAACCCAGUGUGUGGGCCAACAACCAAACCAUCCGUGCGGAUCUGAGAAGAUCAGGGUCUUCAGAGAAAAGUGACAGCCCCUCGCCACCUACAGAGUUGUUCACCCAAGACCCAGAAGAGCUAUUCUUUGAUGCACAGUUCAGAGAGUUUGAGCUCCGGAAGUUGAUGAAGUCAGAGAAUCAGCCUCAAGACAAUGCCGCCAGCGUGCUCCUUCAAGACUGUGAAACUGGUGUCCUCCUUCAAGACUGUGCCACCGACAGCCUUCUUCAAGACUGUCAGUCCGAUGUAUUCCUCGCCGCAGACAUCUUGGCUUCUCAGGGUUCUCUGUCUGGCUUCCAGAGUGGGCCCAGUGAAGCACCUGGUCCAACUUCCCAGGUGCUGUAUGGCCUCAGAUCAAGCGGACAGAAAAUCCAGAGGGAGUCAGAGCCCCUGGGACUGCGGGACCAGUAUAAGAGCCGGAGCAAGUCAUCUGUGCCCACUGCUGAGAGAGAGUACUACAGGAGGCCCAGCCGGAGAGAGCCUGAAAAAGAGUUGUCAGCACUAAAGAUCCGCCACAACAGGGAGAUGAGCCACACUGCCCAGCACAAGGACGCAGUGGAGUCCUCAGGAAGCAAGGCCUGUCAACUCUUGCUGAAAAAGGAGACGGUUCCUCCAGAAAGCUACUUCAGAAGAAGGAUGAGGCACUUCAUACAGUGGUUUUUUCCCAGUAAAGGCAAAGGACUGCAAGAGUCCCUUCAAAAAGGCAAGUCUUCAUCAUCCCGGCGUCGGAGACCAGUCAUAGGCAGAUCAACUGUGGACAGUGCAACUGCCAAGGCUCAGGUGCUCAUGACAGCUGUGGGACAGAUCCUACAGGAGAAAAUGGUGCCUCACCAUGGGGUUAGGGCCCCGGAGUUCAGCUGGUGCCAAAGGGAUCUCCAGGCUUCAGCAGGUCCCAAUGUCUGCUACCACAGAGUCCUCUCCUAUCAAGAGCAGAGGAGAGUGAUGAGAAAGACAGCUGCCAAUCAGCAAGGCACCCCCAAGGGCCACAGCUAUGCCAACAAGACCGAGUGGAUCAGAAGCAGGGACAAUAGGGUGCCCCCCCAGUCCGGCGGCCGGGCCCAGGUGGAAAGAAGCCCCCUGCGGCUCCCACACGGAGGGUCGGGCGGCCGGGGCAGCAAGGCCUUCGGGCAGAGAAGCUUCAUUUUUGCGUCAUUUGAUAAGAUUGCACAGGACCGGGGGCCUCGGAAUAGACUCGGAGUCUGUGACCUUUACUCACCUGUGCGGCCCGCGGACAGCUCCCAGGGGACUGGCGGGCGCUCAAGGCCACGGCCCUGGCCCUGGGGGCCAGUCCUGCCCGGAUCCCGGUCUCGAUCUCCCCAGAGCCCGGAGGGGGAGGAGCUCAUCGGCUGGGGCUCGUCCCCCACCGGCCGGAGCGGACCUGUCCAGGAGGCGGGCGCAGGCCCGGAGGGGCCCCUGCCGGCCCUGUUCCCGGCCCGACGGCCUCCUCCGGGGGCCCACACACAUCGCUCCCGUGGGCGGGAGUCCUGCUCCGGGAGGAACCCCGACCCGACGGCAGCAGGCACGGCCCUGCCGCAGGCCCUCAGGACCCCACGCGCGCGGGGGCACCCGGGCGGCGGGGCGCAGCGGGCGCAGGCCUGCUCCGCCGCAGCUUCUCUCUGGAGCCCCGUCCUGCCCCGAGGCCCCCAGGGUGGGCCCAGCGCUGGCCCCGCGCACAGGACCCAGGGGAGGAGGGACCAGGACAGGGGGCGCGCGGGGCCCUCAGGAGCUCGGGGCGGGCGGCCCAAGGCCGGGUCCCUGAGCCUGGCGGCUGCUAGGUCCUCCCGGGGGCAGCAGCAGGGGGGUCGGGAGGUGGGGAAGCAGACGUGCACCCCACGCUCCUGCCGGGAGAGGAGCCACGGACAGGAUGCUGGUGGAACAGCCAGAAACAGGAAGGAGCAAGGCCCUCGGCCCCUCUCCUGCCAGACGGUGCAGAGACCCCGACAGACCCGCGCGGAGACCCCCGACAGACCCGCGCGGAGACCCCCGACAGACCCGCGCGGAGACCCCCGACAGACCCACACAGAGACCCCACACAGAGACCCCCGACAGACCCACACAGAGACCUCACACAGAGACCUCUGA
This is a messenger RNA of Zalophus californianus (California sea lion), 4953 nucleotides long. Its product is annotated as spermatogenesis-associated protein 31A6-like. The coding region runs from base 1 to 4953 and encodes 1650 amino acids. NCBI's taxonomy places the organism in Eukaryota, Metazoa, Chordata, Mammalia, Carnivora, Otariidae. The record is from RefSeq and is a predicted model, not a curated record. The transcript has 4 exons.